AUGUUGUCAUCCGAGCGUGUUGUUCUUGCAGUAGUAAUUGUAGAAUCUUCCUAUGUAAGGGGAUUGAAAUUCGAAGUAGAUAUUGUCGAAGCACUAAGGAGUAUUGGUAUAUUCACAGGUCGCCCAGUUAUUGAUGAGUUGCUUGGGGUACUUACUAGAACCAAGCAACCAAAAGGGACUAUCGGCAUUGUAGUGGGUCCGACUAUGGGUAAUUUUACACCCGGCGCAAUAAAUACGGCGCUAGAAAUAGCAGAACCACUGGAGCCAUCGGAACUAUUGGAACCAUUGGAACAACUACCUACAUAUCCUAUCAUUGUGACCGAUAAGGCCCGGUUACCUAAAUAUUUGAUCAAUGUGGAUACUAAAUCUUUUUUGAGUGUAAAAGGCGGGCAGGGGUUGAUCCAAGAAUUAUUUACUCCAGAGCCAUCUCUACAAGAAUUGAAUAUAAUUCAAAACCAUACAAUCAAAAUUUCCGAGACCGGUGGUCCCGGAAAAUCUAGCAUUGACGAAGCAUCGCAACAUCUAGCUCAGUUAUAUUCAGCUAAGGCAGAGACCAAUAUCGACUAUGAUGAUGUAUAUUUUGAUGAAGAAUUUGAUGAUGAUGUGUAUUUUGAUGAAGAGGUUGCUUUGCGAUCAGAUAAGGUAGAGCUAGGCCAAAGAAGUUCUUCGAACCAGGCGCUUUCGCAUGAUGAUAGUGACCGUAGUCACAACAAAUAUUCUGAAGAAGAGAUGCCAGAUGAAUCGGAUGACGAUGGAUAUAAUGGAUGUGGUGGAUAUAAUGAAUAUGGUGAAUCUGAUAGAGACGACCUUGGAUUAGACGUUACUGGGUUAGAUGGUGUUGAGUUAGGUGGUGCCGGGUUGGACGGUGCUGGGUUAGACGGUGUUGAAUUAGGUGGUGCUGGGUUGGACGUGCUGGGUUAG
Molecule: messenger RNA, 921 nt
Organism: Dentiscutata heterogama
Lineage: Eukaryota; Fungi; Glomeromycota; Glomeromycetes; Diversisporales; Gigasporaceae
Source: the annotation of a GenBank genome assembly